AUGGAACCUCUUAUUGAUCCUUUGCAUGAUCGUGCUAUAGGAGAUGUGCCCGCUCCACCUCACAGGCCUCUAGAUAGAAAUAUUUUAUACCCAAAUGGCAUCAUAAGUCCUCCAGAUUGAAGAAUACUGAGAAGCCAUCUUUACUCUGAAGGAAGAGUCAAUAAAGCUGAAUGUCUAUUGCUCAUUCACCAAACAACUGAAGUUUUUCGAAAAGAACGAAACUUGUUAGAACUAAAAGACCCAGUAACUGUUGUUGGUGAUAUUCAUGGACAGUUUUACGACUUCAUGAGGAUUCUAGAAUUAGGCGGAGACUUUGACAAGACAAAAUAUCUAUUUUUAGGAGAUUAUGUGGACAGAGGCGCUUUUUCUAUAGAAGUGGUCAUGCUGCUGUAUGCGAUAAAGCUGAAUUAUCCUGGAACCGUAUAUAUGAUUCGAGGAAAUCAUGAAUGCAGACAGAUGACGGCUUUUUUUAAUUUUCGUACAGAGUGCUUGAAUAAAUUUGAUUUAGAAACUUAUGAUGCUGUGAUGGAGAGUUUUGACGCGUUGCCAACUGCCUGCCUAGUAAAUAAUAAGUUUUUAGCGAUUCAUGGAGGAAUCUCACCGGAGCUGGUCACUAUAGAAGAUAUAAGCAGACUAAGCAGAUUUCAAGAACCCCCAAGACAAGGACUUUAUUGUGAUUUGCUAUGGUCUGACCCCAUAGACAAUGAUACUGGCCAUUGCACAGAUAAAUACAAAAUCAAUGACGUAAGAGGUUGCAGCGUUUAUUUCGGCCAAGUUGCUGUUAAUACUUUUUUAAAACGAAACAGACUUCUCUCAGUUCUUCGAGCUCAUGAAGCCCAAGUUGAUGGCUACAAGAUGCACAGAUGAAAUGGCAACACUGAAUUCCCUGUAGUCAUAACUGUAUUUUCAGCUCCAAAUUACUGUGAUGUCUAUAACAAUAAAGCCGCCAUGCUGAAAUUCGAAAACAACACUUUGAAUAUUCAGCAAUUCAACUAUACUGAGCACCCUUAUAUUUUGCCUAACUUUUUAGAUGUUUUUACUUGGAGUGCUCCUUUUGUUAUAGAAAAGGUGCUUGAAAUGCUUCAUAAUAUCAUAAAAUCACGCAAAGAUGAGCCUGAAGAAAACAUUGACCCAACGUCUGGUGAAAGGGUAAAAGAGCUAAUUCCUAGGUUAGAUCUUUAUAAAACUCAUUUAAACUUUAUUUGCUGAAAUAAAAAAAUUUUGAAUAUAAUUUAUCUUGUGCAUAUAUUUUUGUUAUAAUGAUAAGAUCUUAAGCUAAUUCUAUUAUAUUUUAAACUGCUUGACAAUAAAGAAUUAAUUUUAUGAAUUAAAUAAGAUUUUCAAUUUAAAUAUUUUGAAAUAAAACAAAUUAGCCCCUUGAUUAAUGAACAAAAAAAUUUUGUUACAACCAAGAGGAUUAAAGGAUAAUUUGAGAGAUUCUAAGCUUGAAAAGCUAAGAAACAAAGUCAAAGCAGUCUCAAGAAUGAUGAAAAUGUUCAGAACACUUAGAGAAGACAAAGAAAUUAUUUUGCAACUUAAAGGACUUUGCCCAGACAACAAGGUUCCAAGAGGCUUGCUAGCUCAAGGCAGAGAUGCCAUAGCAGGAGCAGUUGAUUCAUUUACCCAUGCUAAACAAAUGGACAUUGUAAACGAAAAACGUCCAGAUUAA
Blepharisma stoltei is the source of this 1669-nucleotide messenger RNA. The record is from the annotation of a GenBank genome assembly. NCBI's taxonomy places the organism in Eukaryota, Ciliophora, Heterotrichea, Heterotrichida, Blepharismidae.